Messenger RNA from Malassezia pachydermatis, 453 nucleotides. RefSeq names its product sodium pantothenate symporter. Lineage: Eukaryota; Fungi; Basidiomycota; Malasseziomycetes; Malasseziales; Malasseziaceae. Bases 1 to 453 code for a protein of 150 amino acids. The transcript is spliced from 2 exons. Gene Ontology annotation, molecular function: ornithine decarboxylase inhibitor activity. The record is from RefSeq and is a predicted model, not a curated record.
AUGAGUCCUGCCAACGGUGACGUGCACCAUUACCCUGCCGCUACGGCAGAGGCAUUUGUGCGCCGCUUGUUUGUUGAUUUGCCUGCGAUUGGGGCCUGGAAAGCCGAGGAUGCCGGUAUUGAAUUGAUGUGCCCUGGUUGGUCUGGCGCUGUCAUUGAGAAAUUCAGUACUGCAAGCUCUUCAACGAGCUCUGCCUCUUUGGCAUGUGCAUCAGAAAAACUGAACAGAGCUUUGUAUGUACACAUGCCAAGUGGCUGUGAUCGAUCUCAACUUCGCGAUCAUAUGCUUGCCAUCCUGGAUACAGCUUCCGAUGCGAUUCAUGCAUCGAAAGUGGUAUUUUGCCUGGAGCGCAGCUUGCCUGAUCUCUCCUCUUUGCUACAUGGGGGCCAGCUGGAUGAAUGGGUGGCUGCCCAUCCUAUUCCGUCCAUGGUGUUGGUCGCCGUUUCUUUGUAA